GUUUAGAAGUUUUGCUUCCCUAUUGAUGGUGCGACAUACAUAGUACACAAAUAAAAAGCCGCGUCUAAAUAAAUCUGCCAGGAUGCCAAUUCCAAUUACAUACAUGUCUGGCAACACUGUGGGGCCUGUCUGGGAGGGACUGUCAAAGUGACGUUUUUAUGGUCAUGUCUGCGAUAAUGCCCGAAACGCCGCUAUCCUCAAGAUGCGGCUUUGUACGUGGUCGCAAGCGCAUUAAGCCGCAUCCCGUCUCGGAGCUAAGGAAGGCAACCGACCUUGAGAUGCCCAGCACAGACGAGGAGAAUGAAGAGCCUAGUAGCUUGCUAUACUUCGAGGAAUCGCCGAUUGUACCACUGGCCUGUAUUAGUGAAAGCCACUCUUUCCAAGAAAGAAAGCCUGUCAAACGUUAUCCAUUGCGUAAAAAGUCCUGACUGCAAUCAAUUUUUUUUUUUUUUUAUUGAAAUGUUUACAAUAUUUGUGACAGGAACAGCAGCGGGAAAGCUUAAACGUAAAUUAAACUAACUAAACAACUUUUGAGAUAAUAUAUAUAAAGGUAUACAUAGACAUAAAUAGACAAUGCAAUUUUCGAGCUUAUACAUCAUCAAAAAGACCCCGUGGUGGUGGUCCAACAAUGCGAUGUUCGUUCUCCUCGUCGUAUGCAUCUUCCUGCUCAAUAGCGCCACGGAAACCGACCUGCAUUUGGGUGCUGACACCGAAACGAUCAUUGAUUUCUUCCGACAGCGAGCGUGGUACAUUCAGCGCCGAGGAGGAUGCUACCGCAGCGUAGUCAUAACUUACGUCACCAUCUCGUAGCAAACCAUCAGCUGGCGUACGACUGCUGGUCAAUGGACCAGCAAUGCCCCCACUACUUAAGCCGGCAGCGCCACGAUAUUUGCCAAUAUAAUCAUGGCUAGACAGUGUGUCAGGUCUCGAAAAGUCACGCCGUCUGGCAAUUGCCUCCUCGGCCCGCUGUCGGCGUCGCUUCUCGCGAGCUAUUAAGUCCUUGCCCUCUUGCACUAGCUCCGUGGCGAUAGUUUCAUGCUGCAAGAACUGCUGAAAGCCUAAUGCGUUGAGCGCACGACUGCCCAAGCUGAACCAGGUGAAGAGGCAAAAUGCUAACAUACACAUGGGAAAAUAAAUGUUGAAGCCAUUCGAAAUUAUACCAAUGA
Molecule: messenger RNA, 1166 nt
Organism: Drosophila virilis
Lineage: Eukaryota; Metazoa; Arthropoda; Insecta; Diptera; Drosophilidae
Source: RefSeq, a predicted model, not a curated record